This is a messenger RNA of Oryza brachyantha (malo sina), 1545 nucleotides long. RefSeq names its product DNA-(apurinic or apyrimidinic site) endonuclease. Bases 38 to 1162 code for a protein of 374 amino acids. NCBI's taxonomy places the organism in Eukaryota, Viridiplantae, Streptophyta, Magnoliopsida, Poales, Poaceae. Gene Ontology annotation, biological process: base-excision repair. The transcript has 9 exons. Gene Ontology annotation, cellular component: nucleus. The record is from RefSeq and is a predicted model, not a curated record. Gene Ontology annotation, molecular function: phosphoric diester hydrolase activity; double-stranded DNA 3'-5' DNA exonuclease activity; DNA-(apurinic or apyrimidinic site) endonuclease activity.
GCACGCACAGCGGGGACGCCGCAGCCAGCUGCCGGCGAUGAAGCGCUUCUUCCAGCCCGUGCCCAAGGAUGGCUCCCCGGCGAAGAAGAGGCCCGCCUCCUCCUCCGACUCCGGCGACGCCCCCGCCCCCGUCCCCGGCCCGGCCGCCGGCGCCGCCGUCGGGGAGGGGGAUUCUCCCUCUCGCCGCGAGGAGCAGCCCCGGAGGUUCGUGACGUGGAACGCCAACAGCCUGCUCCUCCGGAUGAAGAGCGACUGGCCGGCCUUCUGCCAGUUCGUCUCCCGCGUCGACCCCGACGUCAUCUGCAUCCAGGAAGUACGGAUGCCAGCAGCUGGUUCCAAGGGGGCACCAAAAAAUCCUAGUCAACUGAAAGAUGACACAAGCUCAUCACGAGACGAAAAACAGGUAGUGCUGCGUGCUUUGUCAACUCCACCUUUUAAAGACUAUCGUGUCUGGUGGUCUCUUUCAGACUCCAAAUAUGCAGGAACAGCUAUGAUUAUAAAGAAGAAGUUUGAACCGAAGAAAGUGUCAUUCAACUUGGAUAGAACAUCUUCCAAGCAUGAAACAGAUGGUCGUGUCAUUAUUGCAGAAUUUGACUCGUUCCUCUUGCUGAACACUUAUGCUCCAAAUAAUGGAUGGAAAGAAGAGGAAAAUUCAUUUCAAAGAAGACGGAAAUGGGAUAAAAGAAUGUUGGAGUUUGUUCAACAAGUAGACAAACCCUUAAUCUGGUGUGGGGACUUGAAUGUCAGUCAUGAAGAAAUCGAUGUCAGCCAUCCUGAUUUUUUUAGUAGUGCUAAGCUCAAUGGAUACAUCCCUCCUAGUAAAGAGGACUGUGGACAGCCAGGUUUCACCCCAUCAGAGAGGCGGCGCUUUGGCAAUAUAUUGUCCCAAGGAAAGCUGGUAGAUGCUUACAGAUAUCUGCACAAAGAAAAGGACAUGGAUUGUGGCUUUUCUUGGUCUGGCCAUCCAAUUGGCAAGUACCGAGGAAAGAGAAUGCGAAUUGACUAUUUCAUUGUUUCAGAAAAGUUGAAGGACCGAAUAGUUUCAUGUGAAAUUCAUGGUCGUGGAAUAGAACUAGAAGGAUUUUAUGGAAGUGAUCACUGCCCCGUUUCACUUGAGCUCUCGGAAGAAGCAGAAGCACCAGAACCCAAGAGCUCCAACUAACUUCUAUGUUUCGUGCUUAACCAGACAUCCUGGAGAAUUUAGAUUAGCUUGUAUCUCUUGAGUCAUUAUCCAUUAUUCAAGCAUUAUCCAAGUCUAGCAGUGUUUCUGUUUAUGAAAUGCACGAUCUAGCUAGGAUCCUGAUUGUAGUUAUAUUGUUAUGGUCAGCUAUGCUAUCUUAGAAGAUCAGAAAUUCUGCCAUUUGUUCCCAUGUUUUCAAUCGGAAGAAAAACAAUAUAGGCAGGCUAAUUCUGAUGCGCAGGUAGACGAUGUUUUAGAACUGUAACAUAUGGAGUUAAACCACUACUACAUGACUGUAGAUUUGUCAUUUAAUAUGACUCAAUCGGGAAAACGUGCAGAAAUUAUAAAAUUAUAUCCAAAAAAAU